Periophthalmus magnuspinnatus is the source of this 2275-nucleotide messenger RNA. Its product is annotated as phospholipase ABHD3-like. Bases 320 to 1537 code for a protein of 405 amino acids. The transcript is spliced from 9 exons. Gene Ontology annotation, biological process: medium-chain fatty acid catabolic process; medium-chain fatty acid biosynthetic process. Gene Ontology annotation, molecular function: acetylesterase activity; monoacylglycerol lipase activity. The record is from RefSeq and is a predicted model, not a curated record. Lineage: Eukaryota; Metazoa; Chordata; Actinopteri; Gobiiformes; Gobiidae.
GCAUGCGCAGUGAGUUUAGCCAUUAAUCCGGUUGAUCUGUGCAACGGGACAGGAUUUUGCAGCGCCUGAAUGCUGUAAUUUGCUUGUCCUUUGGAAAUGUGGACAAGCUGAUGCGCAAACCAGUUAUUCUGACGCCCCGGGUGGAGAUUAUUGGAGCCAAUGAGACGCCGCAGUGGUUAUGAUGAAGGCAUGUUAUGGGACAUCCUGCAGCACAUUUCAGUAUCCUCACCUCCAGUCUGUCCAAGCCGCCGGUGCUGCUGCCGCUGUUAGCCUUAUUUUUGUUCAGGCCUGUGUCUGUGUAGUUCUGUAGGUUUCUGUCAUGUUUCUCUGUCACUGGGAGUUCUGGAGAAUAUGCUGGUCGUGUGUAACCCGACCUUACACGGUGCUCGUCUGCUCGGUCACGGCCACACUGUUAAUGUGGGGCCGCAAGUGCCAGAGGCCAGCUUUAGUGUGUAGUGAGGCCUUUGGUACCUUCCUUUAUAAACAUUGUCCAGUGGUGGUUGAGCACUUCAGACCCACUCCUUGGUGCUGGGGGGGACGACUCCAAACUCUAGCAAAUGCUUUUCUUAAGAGCAGACCCACAAUCAAUUAUCGCAAUGAGUUGAUCCGCACUGUUGACGGAGGGCAAAUUUCUCUCGAUUGGGUGGAUAAUCACUCUAGUACCGCCUAUCCAGAAUCAUCCACUCGCCCCACAGUGCUGUUCUUACCAGGCCUGACUGGAAACAGCAGACAACCCUAUGUACUCCAUGCCAUUCGCCAGGCUGCUAUCCGGGGCUUCAGGUGUGUGGUCUUCCACUACCGAGGCUUUGGAGAGGAAGAGUUACUCACACCUGUCACUUACUGCGCAGCCAGUACCUCUGAUCUUGAAUAUGCAGUGCAGCAUGUUAAAAGACUUUUUCCAAACUCACCUCUGCUUGGUGCUGGUGUAUCUAUGGGAGGAAUAAUACUGUUAAACUACCUCGCAAACAAACAAGCUGAUUCUGGAUUGGAAGCUGGUUUUACCAUUUCUGUUCCAUGGGAUGUACAGAAGUCAUGUGAUUCAAUGGAGGAGCCUCUCAACAUGUUGCUUUUUAACAGACACCUGGCACGAGGCCUUUGUGAAACUGUCAACAGACACAGAGAUGUUCUACAAAAAGUGGUAGAUGUGGACUAUGUCAUAAAGGCACGUAGCAUCAGAGAGUUUGAUGAGCGUUUCACCACUCACCUCUUUGGUUACGAGUCCUGUGCAGAGUAUUAUCGAGAUGCCAGUCCCGCCUUUAAGCUUCACAAUACAACUGUUCCCAUCCUGUGUCUCAAUGCUGCAGAUGACCCUUUCUCCCCACAACAUGCCUUUCCCCUGGACAUGGUUAAACAGCUCUCGAAUGUGGCUCUUCUGGUAACCGCUUAUGGUGGACACAUUGCCUUCAUGCAGGGCUUGUUCCCGCGGAGGGAAGGGUACAUGGAGCACCUCUUUGGACAGUUUGUGCAAGCCGUGUUUGAACAUCCGGAGGACCUGAAGGAAGCAUGCAGCAUAAAGGAAGUCCUGAUCAACUCAUGAUUUUAUUGUUUUCUUUGUUUGGUGCUAUGGAUAUGCUGUGAGUGCACAUUAUCUUUGCCACUAUUUGCAUUGUGAAAAAAUAUUAUUAGUAGCAGUUAUUCAAUCAAUAAUUAUUGUAGACUACAUAUAAUUUCACAUCACAUUGCUGCCUACCUCAAGAAUUCAUCCACCUACCUAGCAUAAAAUCAAAUGUACUGAGAAAAAAUGUAUAUUGUUACACUAUUCUUAGGAAAUAAUAAGAAAAUGCAUAUAUUGUCUUAAAAAUAAUUUAGUGGUUGGCAUUCCCAUAUUCUUUAUUAAAAUAAUGUAGUAUUUAUUAUUUAGUUAUUACAUGUUUAGAUUUGUUUUUAGUGUGUUAAAAAUGACUUUAGAAAUGUAAAAUGUGAAACUCACUCACCACUUGGUUGAGUACUGUUCAAUAGGGUGUAUUGAACCGUUUGUGUAUAUUUAUUUUAUACACAUUCCUAUGGAAGAGGGGUUGUCUUUAUAUGAAGGGUAUAUGAUUAGUUAUAUCAUAUUGCACUGUUUUAUGCAAUGAUGCUGCUGAUGAUUAUUAUGGUUCUCAUUCAUAGUAAGAAGAUUGUAUUUCUGCAUAAUUCACAUAAUUUUAUACCUCACUUUAGAUUUAUGAACUUGACCACUUGUCCCAGCGCAUUAAAAAUGAGCAAGUAUGAACUGUAAAGACAUUAAAAUGUAUCAGAUCUAAACUAUAAUAAAGAUAUGCUUAUAUUUGAACAC